AUGACGAUACAGAGAGUGAUGAGAUAUUGCGGCGGAUCAAGGAAGACAACAGCAUCAAAGACUGGAAGCUUUCCUGGCGGGGCAAAGACCCCGAAGAUCCCCCCUGCUCCAAUGAGGGCGACAGAAGUGGGCAGUAGGGACCUCUUGCGGUACGACGAUGAUGGUCCUACCUUUGCUCAAUUGAGAUCAUCUCGUUUGCGCUGGGCUUGCCAAGAAUCGGAUCCAAAUCAUGAAAGAACUUGCGUAGCUGCUACUCAGAUCGUUUGCUGGUCCCCCAGUGUAACAAAUGGAGGCGCUGUCCAGACUCGAGGAACGCCCAGCUCCAGGACCACUGAGGCCGCGGUCCACGCGACAGCUCUCCAGGCUAUGGAUGACGUCUCUAGCACCUCAACGAAUGAAGAGCUGAGGUUGGAAUCCAUGUCAACAUCGCGCGGCCAGUCUUCGUCGACCAGAACAGCUCAAGGCCUUGCACGUUCGAGAGAGAAGGGCAAGCGCAGAAGAAUUGACAGCCCGAGCCCAGAUACCGCGAGCUCUAGAGAGCCCACGGCAGCUCGGGAGAACAAGAAGGACCUUGCCAUCCGACAAUUGAUUGAGGCGAUCAGAUCGAACAGCCUCCAUGCUCGAUGCACAUCUCAGGAGCUAUCGGAUAAGAUGACCAGCGUUGGCUUCGCGACGCUGGAACAGCGGCGACAAACGACAGGCACACAGUUUGGAGUGAGCGUGGAUGGUAGUGCUGGGAGUACUCAAGACCAGCUACGCCUCAUAGCAGCCAAAAUGGGCCAACUGCAUGCGCGUAAUUCCACAUCGUCCGGAGCAAGGCGCGCAAGCAAGAACAUGCCCUGGGAAAUGAUCAGUCGAGAUUGCGCUCGUCUGAUGCGCCAUCUUCAGCGCUUUGAGACGCUGGAAAUGACCUCCACACAACGUCGGCAUCACACACUGAGCGGAAUACAAGCGUGGUUCGAUGCCAAGAAAUGGUACAUCUCGUUGGAAGAUUUGCGGUGCAGAGCGCAAGAUAUCACACGAGUGUAUGCUGGCAAGCAGCGCAACCUGAAUAUGGUCUUCGCAAUAUUGGAAGUCGAUCCUACCAAAGUUGGAUUUGAGGCAGUCAAUGGCAAGACCAAGGUCCAGUAUCUUUGCAACCUGGAUCACAAAUCUCCGGGUGCCGUCGCGCGGAGCACGUACUGCCUCGGACCACUCGUCCGUUUUGCAGCCAUUUCGAGACACUUGUUUGGCGACACCUCGUUGAACGUCUCAGGUGUAUAUGAUCCCGUCCCUGUCUUCCUUGUCCCUUACAAAAAGGCUUACAUGGAAACAGCAGGGAAUGCAGCCCCAGAAUCUCUCUUGCCAUGGCCUCCAUCCACUAGCAACACGGAGGCAUCGCCCUCUUCUGGCAAGUCGGAGCACAGCCCGACACAAGAGGAGAUUCACUUCUUCCGCGUACUACUUCACCUGUACCAUCUCAGUUUGGUCGUCAGAUAUGCGUCUCGCCAGGCAGAUGUACCUAAGGUCCUCCAGUGGCUUUUGGAAGACGAACUCUUUUUCCUUUCGGAGAACGACGUCAAUUGGUCGACAGCGGCUAAACGGCCACGUGCAUAUUUUAAAGACGUUCGAUUAGAGACGUGUUCGCAUUCUAGCCCACCACUUCCAUCGUGA
Molecule: messenger RNA, 1653 nt
Organism: Ceraceosorus guamensis
Lineage: Eukaryota; Fungi; Basidiomycota; Exobasidiomycetes; Ceraceosorales; Ceraceosoraceae
Exons: 2
Coding region: 1-1653 (550 amino acids)
Source: RefSeq, a predicted model, not a curated record